Acaulospora colombiana is the source of this 1080-nucleotide messenger RNA. Lineage: Eukaryota; Fungi; Glomeromycota; Glomeromycetes; Diversisporales; Acaulosporaceae. The record is from the annotation of a GenBank genome assembly.
AUGUUAACUCCCACUAUCAUUGAUUCUUCAUCUCUGUCGGGUCAUAUCCUUUGGAGUCCACCAGAAGCUUCGAAUAGCAUCAGAACUUCUCUUCAUAAAAAAAACCAAAAUCAUCAUCACGUAAUAUCCAGGCAUCAACGAAUUUUUCUUCAAAGGAUUCAUGGGAAUGGCCUCUCACCUCUCAUUAAUAUCGAUAAGAUUCGAUACGCGAAGCAAUUAAAAAAUCAACACCGCAAUGAUUCACCAACUUCUUUACCCGAUUCAAACAUUAGUUCGAGGCAGAUUGACGUGUCAAACAAAUAUGAAAGCUUGCCUUCUUACGAAGACUCUCCAGAUGCAGAGGAUAGAAUAACUUGUCACUCAAACCAUAUAUGUCAAAAUCAAAAUACUAUCAAUUCGGUGAAUUUAAAAAAUAGCAAAAAACUUCUACAGAAAGGUGAAUCAUCAGCAAAAUUGAAUAAUAGAGAUAUUAUUGUUUCAAAAUCACAGACUCGACCGGUAAUAAAUAACACUCAUCCGUUUAAUCAUCAUCAUCGAAAGAAUGACUUGUGUAGCAUUGGCUCUUAUCUGACGUUAUUAUUGAAUCAAAAGCCGAGUAGUUCUUUGUUUCAUGGCGAACAGAAUGAAAACAAAGUGGAUAAUUUUACUAAUGCUUUUGGAAGCCUGAUGUCUGUGCAAAGUCCUCCUGGUGAUAAAAGAAGACGUAUGAUAUUAGUUAAUCCACCUUCGAUCAGUACUACGCUGGGAAAUAUCAAUAUCAGUAACACGGGUCGCAACAGCUGUAACAAGAACAAAAACAACGUCGGGCCUUUAAAUAAUAUAUAUUCGUUGUACGAUAUGGUUUGUCCAACGCCAUGCGUAUCGAGAAAUUUUGAUCUUUAUUUUUCCGACUGUGAUGAAGACAACAAAAGAGAGGAGAAGAAACUCCCGGGAGAAGGAUUCGACCAAGAACAUGAAUACUAUGAAAUUUUUUAUGAUUAUUUCGAGGAAUCAGCAUUACCCUCUUCAGCAAUGUCGACUUUAGAAUUCUCGAUUAGAUCGCAAAAAGUUACGUCCCCUAUUUCUCCACUCAAGCUAUGA